Messenger RNA from Engraulis encrasicolus (European anchovy), 1880 nucleotides. RefSeq names its product tetratricopeptide repeat protein 29-like. Gene Ontology annotation, cellular component: sperm flagellum. The coding region runs from base 105 to 1484 and encodes 459 amino acids. The transcript has 12 exons. The record is from RefSeq and is a predicted model, not a curated record. Gene Ontology annotation, biological process: cilium movement. Gene Ontology annotation, molecular function: protein binding. NCBI's taxonomy places the organism in Eukaryota, Metazoa, Chordata, Actinopteri, Clupeiformes, Engraulidae.
CAGGAGCGCGCGUCUGUCACUAUGGCGACAGUCAAUGUGUCUCGUAAUCGCCGUCAAGUAAAGUCCCACAUGAACAGGAAGAAAGGGAAUGUCAAAAAAGAGCCAUGAGUGCCUCUCGAGUCCUCGCGUUGUUGCCUGACAUCAGCGCCAACAAAAUCACUGACCUGGCUGUUAGGUCGCGCAGUCCGAAGAAAACAAGGACCACCCCACAGCCCAUAGACCACACUGGUCAAACUCCACGUCCAUCAAAAGAUGAAAUUGCUCUGUGGCGUAACUCGCAGCGGCAGAAUGUGUGUGUGGCCAUGCUGCGGCAGGGCUUCCACCUCUCCUUCCAGGAGCUGCUGUCGGUGCUCCAGCGCUUCGAGGAGACGCGGCAGGCCGGCGGCCCCGAUAACGCCCUCUGGUACCUGCCCCCCCUGCAGGAGCAGCCCCACAAGCUCCUCACCCUCCAGACGCACCUCACCUGCGCAGAGACCGCCUUCAGAACAGGGAACUUUGUGAAGGUGUACGAGGAGCAGCUGGCCCUGGCGCAGUACUUCACGGGCCCCGAGGAGGGCUGGAUCAGCCUGCACUUCCACCUGCAGGCCCUAGCCUCCGCCCAGAAGGUCAAGACCGACGGCGGCCGCAAGGAGGCCGAAGCCAACGCCAACCUGGCCAGGCUGUACCUAGAGCAAGGGCAGCUGGGCUUGGCCAUGGAGCACUACGAGGCAUUCCACAGCCUGGCGCUGGAUAAGCCGUGGUGGGACGCGGCAGGCCACACGCUGGACCGCUGUGCCCGCGAGGGCCUGUGUGCCGUGUGCAUCCAGCUUGCUCAGGGGGAGCUAGAGAGACAGGAGUUCAUUGAGGCCAUACAGGUGCUCAACAAGGCCCUCAACAUCGCCAAAGAAGGGGAUGACCAGGAGAUGCAGGGGGAUGUGUCCUACUGGCUGGGGCUGGCCUACCACGGCCUGGGGGAGCUGGAGAUCGCCAGAAAGUACUUGACCACGUCACUGAAUGUCAGCACGGUUCUAGGACACAUCGAGAGCCAGGGGCGAGCCUUCAAAGCUGUGGCCAAGGCACUGGAGAGUGACGGGAAGUUGUCGGAGGCGGUGCAGCACCUGGAGAAGUUGGCUGACGUCUCCCACACACACAGGCAGCAGGAGAACCUGGAGGAGGCCUGCAUGAACAUGGGCAUCAUCUACUGCAAGAGGGGCGAGUACGAGCGCGGCGUGGAGAGUCUCCAGAAGGCGUACGACAUCGCCAGGGCCACAGGCAGCGUGGGCAGCCUGCAGAGGGCACAGGCCUGCGUGGGCAUGGCCGACGCCCAGGGCAUGCUGCCCGCCUUCGCCGCCCACCUCAACGGCGGCCGUAGCCAUGACAACAACAUUCAGCCCAUCAUCACGUGGAAGGACAGCCGCCACAACACCUUCGACCAAUCGCAUGCUGCAGCAGGGAAGGAGAAACAAGAGGACACUAGAAGACCAACACUUAUGAAAAGAAGUUAGAUGGAAGACAGGAUAUUAUGAGCUGCGAAAAUCACAUUAUUAAUGAAUUGGGAAAUAAAUGCAAAGAUGCAUGAAGUAAAUUACAAUUAAUAAUAUUUAGUUUUAUUCACAUUUUUUCAAAGUUGUACAUGAUCUGAUUUGUCACACAUGCUUCAAACAAAGUAAAGUUUAGGCAUUGAUGUUUGGGUAUAAGUUAACUCUUAUCAGCCUGGGCUAUUUAGUCUAGUAAAAUAUUAAAUUCGUGUGCUCAUAUCAAUAUUCAUGCCACACCAUUUCAUUCAAUUUAAAUUACAUUUUGUAAAGCAAGUGAAUAUGGAAAUCUUUAGAAUUUCUUUCUCUUUUUUAAUAUUGUCAUUGUACUUUUUACUGGUAAAAAUAAACAAGUUACACAUGUAA